Oryza sativa Japonica Group (Japanese rice) is the source of this 1705-nucleotide messenger RNA. Its product is annotated as homeobox-leucine zipper protein HOX25. Gene Ontology annotation, cellular component: nucleus. Gene Ontology annotation, biological process: positive regulation of DNA-templated transcription. NCBI's taxonomy places the organism in Eukaryota, Viridiplantae, Streptophyta, Magnoliopsida, Poales, Poaceae. The record is from RefSeq and is a predicted model, not a curated record. Gene Ontology annotation, molecular function: sequence-specific DNA binding; DNA-binding transcription factor activity, RNA polymerase II-specific.
UCAAGACUUUACCCACAAAAGCCUCCCUCCCCUCACAAAGUCCAAUUUCCUCCACUGGCCAGCAACUAAUAACCAACCAGGCCCCUGAAAAAACAUAUUUCUUACAGUUCAGUCCCUCCGCCGCCGCUGGCUCGCUUCUCCGGCCACCGCGCACCGAUCAACCUUGGCCUGACCAACCUCCCCACCGGCGGCGGCGGCGGCGGCAUGGGGUUCUCUCUGCACCCCAUGAAGAUGUCCACGCGCUUGCUGUGGAGCACCAGCUUCUUCCGCCACAAGUUCCCGGCCGCCGCCGCCGCCGCCGCCAUCGCCGCCGCUUUCUAGCUCAGCUCCGGCUCGCCGGCCGGUGCCCGUCUGCCUCCGUGUUUCGAGAGGAGGCGGACGAGCUUAUAGCUAAUAUACGUAGAGAGAUUAUAUAUAUAUAUAUAUAUUUACAGUUUGACAACGAGGUGGAGUAGAGAGGUGUGUACAUGUGCAGCAUGGACGACUACUCCGGCCGCCUCGUGUUCAGCUCCGCCGGCGCCGCGCCGCCGUGCAGCGCCGCCGGCGCGGGAGGCGGGCAGAUGCUGCUCUUUGGCGGCCAUGGCGGCUUCGUCGGAGGCUCACCGGUGAUGGAGGAGGCCGAGCUGCGGCGGCGGCGGCGGAAGAGGCCGUUCCUGACGACGACGCACGACGAGCUGGAGCUCCAGAUGGAGGACCUCGUCGACGAGCUGUACGGCGUCGACGAGCAGGGGUCGUCGUCAGCGGCGGCGAGGAAGCGGCGGCUGACAGCGGAGCAGGUGCGAGCGCUGGAGCGGAGCUUCGAGGAGGAGAAGCGGAAGCUGGAGCCGGAGCGGAAGAGCGAGCUGGCGCGGCGUCUCGGGAUCGCGCCGCGGCAGGUGGCCGUGUGGUUCCAGAACCGCCGCGCGAGGUGGAAGACGAAGCAGCUCGAGCUCGACUUCGACCGCCUCCGGGCCGCCCACGACGAGCUCCUCGCCGGCCGCACCGCGCUCGCCGCCGACAACGAGAGCCUCCGAUCUCAGGUGAUCCUAUUAACCGAGAAGCUGCAAGCUAAUGGGAAGUCACCGUCACCGUCGCCGGCGCCGGCGGAGCAAACCGCCGUGCCAGCCGCACCUGAAAGCGCCAAGUCGUUUCAGCUCGAAGAAGGUCGCCGCCUCUACGACGCCGCCGGGAGCACCACCACCACCAACGGCGGCGGCGGCGGCGUCGCGAUGCCGGCGGCGCGCGUGGCGGCGGCAAGAGCGGCCAGCAACGACAGCCCCGAGUCCUACUUCGCCGGCGCUCGCUCGCCGCCCUCGUCGUCGGAGGACGACUGCGGCGGCGCCGGCAGCGACGACGACUACCCCUCUUCCUCCGUCUUACUCCCGGUCGACGCUACGCUCGUCGGCGACGCCUUCGAGCACGCCGUGGCGGCGACGGUGGCGGCGGAUGAGGAGGCGCCGCUAAACAGCUGGGAGUGGUUCUGGAAUUGAUCGAGUGAUAUCUCUGGCUGGGAUUUUCUAUGUUUAUAUUCCUUUUUUAUUCCUUUUUUAUAUUCCUUUUAUAUUCCUUUUUUAUGCUUGGUUACUAGCAAUAUGAUGCUAAUGUAUAAAUUAAGCAGAUUAAAAAUUAUAAGGACGGACUUUUUUUUACGAUUUUUAGGGUGUAAUCGAAUGCAAUAUGGAAGGAAGAUCACAAUGUUUAUGGACAUGUUUUUGCCUUGGAAUAA